GGGGAUGGCUAGAGGAUAGGUGGAACCAUUAGCACCAUAUUGCUAGCUCUAGUGGAGUAGAGCUAGCUUAAAUAUGAAAGUCACACUCACUCACCAAGUCAUGGAUGAGAGGAGAGAGUGUGGAGAGCCACGCGCGCGCGCUCGCCUGGCCGGGGCGGGGCGGGGCGGGGCGAAGGGCGCGGACGCACGACAUGCGCGUGAAUGGUCCGCCGAAAUCCGGCCCCUCGCCUUGCGGGGGCGCGGCUACUGCGAGAUUUUCGUGGCGGAUAAGCACGGGGGGUCGCCCUGAGCCGCCUUCCAGUUCUCUUCGUCCCGAUUGUAGAGGUGCAUCUGCGAUUAGGAGAGCAGGUCUCCGGAACCCUUCGCCUUCUAGAUCCUGCACCAGGAGAGGCCGAAUAAGGUUUUUGGGAAGCGUCUUCACGCGACUGCUCGUGAUCUGAUUGACCUCGUCGACCCUGCUGAUUUCGCUACUUCGACAUCGUCGACCCUGCUGAUUCCGGCGCGUGCCAUCUAUCAGUAAGUCUAAUCAGUACGCAUCAUCUGAUUUGGCUUGUUAUUUCAGUGCUUGUGAUUUUGUCAUGAUUUAUAUUCGGAAUUUAAACUGGAAUUUGUCUAAUUGUUCAACAAUCCAAAAACCUUAUUGUAGACAAUUUCCUAGUUUUUCUAUGGCUGCUUUUGCCGACGCGCUGAAGCUAGAAAAGUUUAAUGGUAUGCACUUUAAAAGAUGGCAAGUCAAGGCCACGCUCUGGCUUACUGCUAUGAAUGUCUUCCAUGUUAGUAAAGGCAGACCUGAGGGUCCACUGACUCCUGAACGGGAGAAAGAGUACGACCAUGCCAAUACUAUGUUCACGGGAGCCGUUCUUAGCGCCCUUGUUGACCGUCUGGUUGAUGCAAAUAUGCAGUACACAGACGGGAAAGAGUUGUGGGAUGCACUUACUACUAAGUAUGGUGCAUCAGAUGCUGGCAGUGACCUGUAUAUCAUGGAGAGCUUUCAUGAUUAUAAGAUGGUUGAUAAUCGCUCUAUUGUAGAGCAAGCUCAUGAAAUACAGUGUAUAGCCAAGGAGCUCGACCACCUUAAGAUAGUCCUUCCUGACCGAUUUGUGGCUGGGUGCAUUAUUGCAAAGUUGCCUUCUACAUGGAGGAACUUCGCCACAGCUCUGAAACAUAAGAGACAGGAGAUAUCAGUUGAAAAUCUGAUAGCGUCUCUGGAUGUUGAGGAGAAAGCUCGGGCAAAGGACACAGGAUCUAAAGGAGGCGAGGGCCACUCCAGCGCCAACAUGGUUCAGAAGAACCACAACAAGGGCAAAGGAAAGCCAAAAUCUAACAAGCCCAACAAAACUACCAACUUCAAGAAGAAGAAGAACAAGGCUGAAUUGACAUGUUUCGCAUGUGGCGAGGCGGGUCAUUUUGCCAAGGAUUGUCCUGAUCGAGCGGAUCGCCGUGGCAAAAAGGGCAAUGUCAACACAGUGGUCGCUAGCAAUGAGGAAGACAAAGGGUAUGGUAAUUUACCUUUUAUCUUCUCAGUAUUUCAAUCACCUAGCUGGUGGCUUGAUACUGGUGCUAAUGUUCAUGUGUGUUCUGACAUUAACUUGUUCUCUUCUUAUCAGGGCGCCCGGGAUUCUUCCGUGCUAAUGGGGAAUGGGUCACAUGCUUCUGUUCAUGGCACUGGCACGGUGGAUCUGAAGUUUACUUCGGGAAAGAUCGUGCAGCUGAAGAACGUGCAUCAUGUCCCUUCUAUACACAAGAAUCUCGUUAGCGGAACCCUUCUAUGUAGAGAUGGGUUCAAGGUAGUUUUGGAGUCCAAUAAAUUAGUUGUGUCCAAGUCUGGACAAUUUAUUGGUAAAGGCUAUGAUUGCGGAGGCUUGUUCCGCUUUUCUUUGUUAGAUUUCAAUAAUAAGUCUGUGAACCAUAUUUGUGCUAAUGUUGAUGAUCUUGCGAGUAUUUGGCAUUCUCGUUUGUGUCAUAUUAAUUUUGGCUCUAUGUCUCGGCUUGCAACCAUGAGUUUAAUUCCGAAUAUCACCAUAGUCAAAGGUUCUAAGUGCCAUAGUUGUGUGCAGUCGAAGCAACCUCGAAAGCCUCAUAAGGCUGCUAAGGAGAGACACCUGGCACCGCUAGAACUCAUACAUUCUGAUCUUUGUGAGAUGAAUGGUGUGUUGACAAAGGGUGGUAAGAGAUACUUCAUGACAUUGAUUGAUGAUGCGUCUAGAUUUUGCUAUGUAUACUUGCUAAAAACUAAAGAUGAGGCUUUAGACUACUUUAAAAUCUACAAGGCUGAAGUUGAAAACCAACUAGAGAGAAAGAUCAAACGUCUUAGAUCAGAUCGUGGUGGCGAGUUCUUUCCCAAAGUCUUUGACGAUUUCUGUGCAGAACAUGGCAUUAUUCAUGAGAGGACUCCUCCCUAUUCACCCGAGUCAAACGGGAUUGCUGAAAGGAAAAACCGUACGUUGACUGACCUGGUGAAUGCCAUGUUAGACACUUGUGGUUUAUCUAAGGCAUGGUGGGGGGAGGCAGUCCUGACUUCAUGUCAUGUUCUGAAUAGAAUUCCUAUGGGCAAAGAAGAGAAAACCCCUUAUGAGAAGUGGGUUGGGAAAAAACCAUCACUUUCAUACUUGCGCACUUGGGGGUGCAUGGCGAAAGUCAAUGUACCAAUUAAUAAAAAGCGCAAGCUUGGUCCAAGGACAGUGGAUUGUGUCUUUCUUGGAUAUGCUUCGUGUAGCAUAGCAUAUAGAUUUUUAGUAGUUAAAUCUGAAGUUCCUGAUGUAUUUGUUGAUACUAUUAUGGAAUCACGUGAUGCUACUUUCUUUGAACAUAUAUUUCCAAUGAAAGACAUUCAUAGCAAUUCUAGAUACUCUUCUGAGAUAACUCCUGAACAUAGUACACCUAUUGAGAGUUUUGAACAGCCACAUGAAAUUGUCCUAGAGGAGGAUGACAAUGAUGCUCCUAAAAGGAGCAAGAGACAAAGGGUUGAAAAAUCCUUUGGUGAUGAUUUCAUUGUGUACCUUGUGGACGAUACUCCUACUACCAUUGCAGAAGCAUUUGCAUCUUCAGAUGCAGAUGAUUGGAAAGAAGCAGUUCAUAAUGAGAUGGACUCUAUUCUUUCAAAUGGUACGUGGGAAGUCACUGAUCGACCCUAUGGAUGCAAACCUGUGGGUUGUAAGUGGGUGUUUAAAAAGAAGCUCAAGCCUGGUGGUACAAUUGAAAAGUACAAGGCUAGGCUUGUGGCUAAAGGCUAUACUCAGAAAGAAGGAGAAGACUUCUUUGAUACUUACUCACCUGUUGCUAGAAUGACCACUAUUCGAGUACUACUUUCUUUGGCUGCCUCGUAUGGUCUCCUUGUUCAUCAGAUGGAUGUAAAGACAGCUUUUCUUAAUGGAGAGCUGGACGAGGAAAUCUAUAUGGAACAGCCUGAUGGAUUUGUAGUAAAGGGUCAAGAAAGCAAGGUGUGCAAGCUAUUGAAAUCUUUGUAUGGUCUGAAGCAAGCACCAAAGCAGUGGCAUGAGAAGUUUGACACUACUCUAACGUCUGCAGGCUUUGCCAUUAAUGAGGCAGACAGGUGUGUAUAUUAUCGCUGUGGUGGGGGCGAAGGAGUUAUAUUGUGCUUAUAUGUUGAUGAUAUAUUGAUAUUUGGCACAAACAUUGAUGUGAUCAAUGAAGUCAAGUCUUUUCUAUCAAAGAGUUUUGAUAUGAAAGAUCUGGGAGAAGCUGAUGUGAUUCUAAACAUCAAGCUGAUUAAGGCAGAUGGUGGGAUUACUCUCUCGCAAUCUCACUAUGUUGAAAAGGUUUUGAAGCGAUUUGGCUUCUCUGAGUGCAAACCUUCUCCAACACCUUAUGAUCCCAGUGUGACACUGCGAAAGAACAAGAGAAUUGGUUUAGACCAAUUGAGAUACUCUCAGAUUGUCGGUUCACUCAUGUAUCUUGCUGGUGCAACAAGGCCCGAUAUCUCGUUUGCUGUGAGCAAAUUGAGUAGGUUCAUGUCAAACCCCGGGACUGAUCAUUGGCAUGCUCUUGAGCGGGUUAUGCGCUACCUGCAAGGUACAAUGAGUUAUGGAAUUCACUAUUCUGGUCAGCAUGCAGUACUUGAAGGAUAUAGUGAUUCGAACUGGAUAUCUGAUGCAGACGAGCUUUAUGCCACCAGUGGUUAUGUCUUUACUAUUGGUGGAGGUGCGGUAUCAUGGAGGUCAUGCAAGCAGACCAUUUUGACGAGGUCAACCAUGGAAGCCGAGCUAGCUGCACUUGACACAGCAACCGUUGAGGCAGAAUGGUUGCGUGAACUCUUGAUGGACUUGCCAGUGGUUGAGAAACCAAUACCAGCUAUCCUUAUGAACUGUGACAAUCAGACAGUGAUUGCUAAAGUGACGAGUUCUAAGGAUAAUGGAAAGUCAUCAAGACAUGUCAAAAGACGAUUGAAGUCUGUCAGAAAGUUGAGAAACUCCGGAGUUAUAAGUGUGACUUAUAUUUCAACAGAUAAAAAUCUGGCAGAUCCUUUUACCAAGGGACUACCACGUAAUGUGAUAGAAAUCGCAUCGAGAGAGAUGGGUAUGAGACCCGAAUAAAGUUGCCAUGGUGGAAACCCAGUCUAUGUGAUCGGAGAUCCCGUGAAUUAGGUCCUGGGAAGAACAAGCCAUUGGUGAACUGAGGAGAGUAACCUUUGACCCUCUCUAAGUAAAGAUGUAAUACUCUCAAAUGCUGUAAGGCAGGUUGGCUUUGUGCCUUAAUGUGUUCUGUUGGCUUGUAUUAGCGAAGAUGUUGUCCUGCAGAACAUUCUUUGAAAGAACACACCUAUAUGAGUUAGACUGUCUAACGUCGCAGUCUAUGAGAUUUGGGUGAUCUCUAGUAAACUCAUGAAGAGACCUUGGAGUACGACGUAUAUGCUCUACCCGAGAAGGGGACUACUGGUAGCCAAGUAUUGGUCAUGACUUCAAGUGAAACCCAUUCACGCAAAACUUGCAAUUCAAGGCAUAGUCCAUUGUCCAAGUUGUGGGUUGGUGUAGCUUGGAGUUCUAGGCGGAAGUUCAACUUAACAGUCUCUGCUGAAAAACUAGUAUAUUAAACAGUAGUGAACAGUGGCGAAAACUGCAGAUGGGCAUUUGAGAUCUGGUGGGGGAUUGUUAGGAUUUAUGGGCUUGGCCCAAUUAAUAAAUUCAAAUAAAUCCCAGAAAAUCUCAAAAGCCCAUACAAGGGGAUGGCUAGAGGAUAGGUGGAACCAUUAGCACCAUAUUGCUAGCUCUAGUGGAGUAGAGCUAGCUUAAAUAUGGAAGUCACACUCACUCACCAAGUCAUGGAUGAGAGGAGAGAGUGUGGAGAGCCACACGCGCUCGCUCGCCUCGCCUCGCCUGGCCUGGCCUGGCCUGGCCGGGGCGGGGCGGGGCGAAGGGCGCGGGCGCACGACAUGCGCGUGAAUGGUCCGCCGAAAUCCGGCCCCUCGCCUUGCGGGGGCGCGGCUACCUUUUGCCGUUUGAUUUUUUGGUUUCUUGGCUGUUACGCUUAUCCUAACCGAUCGCUAUAAAAUCUCAACUGAUUGCGAGAUUUUCGUGGCGGAUAAGCACGGGGGGUCGCGGACUCGGCCCUAUAAAAGGAGCCCGGCAGCCAGCCUCCAAAUUAUCCCAAUUCGCUUUCGCCUCUCUUCACAGCUGAGCCGCCUUCCAGUUCUCUUCGUCCCGAUUGUAGAGGUGCAUCUGCGAUUAGGAGAGCAGGUCUCCGGAACCCUUCGCCUUCUAGAUCCUGCACCAGGAGAGGCCGAAUAAGGUUUUUGGGAAGCGUCUUCACGCGACUGCUCGUGAUCUGAUUGACCUCGUCGACCCUGCUGAUUUCGCUACUUCGACAUCGUCGACCCUGCUGAUUCCGGCGCGUGCCAUCUAUCAGUGAAUCAACGAUACACAAUGAGGCUGUGGAGGCGGAUACAGUAUGAGGAAAGGAAAUGUGCCAAUCAGAGAAAGCUUCUCUCUGAUGCAGAGACUGUCAGGUGGCUUAAUUACGCUGUGGAAAAGAUUUGGCCAGUUUGCAUGGAGAGGGUUGCAUCCCAGCAGUUCCUUUUACCCAUAUUCCCGUGGUUCCUAGAGAAGUUCAAACCAUGGACAGCAAGGAAAGCAGUAAUCCAAAGCCUUUACUUGGGUAGGAACCCACCGAUGUUUACAGAUAUUAGGGUAGUUAACCAAUCAACCGAUGAUGACCACUUGGUUCUAGAGAUAGGGAUGAAUUUUCUUUCAGCUGACGAUAUGGAUGCAAGAAUGGCUGUGCAACUAAGGAAGAGAUUAGGAUUUGGCAUUACAACAAACAUGCAUAUAACUGGGAUGCAUGUUGAAGGAAAGGUUCUGGUAGGGGUGAGAUUUCUGCGGCAGUGGCCAUUUAUUGGGCGUGUAAGAGUAUGCUUUGUUGAGCCUCCAUACUUCCAAAUGACAGUGAAACCGCUGUUUGGUCAUGGACUUGAUGUAACUGAACUCCCAGGAAUUUCUGGAUGGCUUGACAGGAUGCUGGAUGUUGCCUUCGGACAGACACUUGUGGAGCCCAACAUGCUAGUUAUUGAUCUGGAAAAGUUUGCCUCUGAAUCAACAGAUAACUGGUUUAGUGUUGAUGAGAAGCCACCUAUCGCAUAUGCUCGAGUGGAGAUCCUGGAAGGUGCUGAUAUGAAGCCAUCUGAUCCUAAUGGACUAGCUGAUCCAUAUGUGAAAGGACAACUUGGACCCUACCGUUUUCGCACAAAGAUCCAUAAGAAAACUCUUGAUCCAAAAUGGCUCGAGGAGUUUAAAAUACCAAUAACUUCAUGGGAAGCACUCAAUCUUCUUCAUCUUCAAGUCCGAGAUAAGGAUCCCAUUUUUGAUGACGCUCUUGGCGAUUGUUCCAUAAGCAUCAACAAGUUAAGAGGUGGAAUAAGGCAUGAUAUAUGGAUUGCACUGAAGAACAUAAAGACAGGGAGGAUUCACGUUGCUGUAACUGUACUUGAAGAAGAAAAUGAAAAGGUUUCUAAUGAUGAAGAGGAACAGUGUGGAAUACACAAGGUUGACAAGGCUAGCACACCGAGGUCAAGUUUCUCCUCCAGGACCAACCAUGAAAGUGAAUGUUCUGAUGAAUUCCGGAAGAUGUCUGAUGAAUUUGAGCCAGUUGACAUAGAAGGAUCGGAAAAGCCCGAUGUUUGGGUGCAUCGCCCUGGCAGUUAUGUCACCAGUACAUGGGAACCUCGGAAAGGCCGUGCCCGGUGCCAGGAUUCCAGAAUUCACCGGGAGAAUGAUUCUUGUAGUGAUAGUCCAAGGUCAUCAGUGUCAGGAUCUCAUAGAAGUGACUCCAGCACUGAAGAACCCACGAGCAGUAAAUCGCAUCGCCACCUUCAAAAGGUCAAGAAGGGUUUGGGCAAGCUAGCUGGAGCAGUGCUCCACCGGAGCCCAAAGGAGAAUGAUGACGAAGCUUCCCCAUGUGUAACUCCUCACCAAAACAUUCGACCGGUCGGGGAAAGCAGGGUUUCAGUAACAUAUGUGGUCGAUCAAGAUCCAGCAGGGGUUGACGGAUCGGGGUCGAGACGAGAUGACCACCAGCAAAGCCCUGAGAGAGAGGAGCUGGACAGCCCGAGUAAAAGGCAUCUGAGGAAGAAGGCGGUGCACAUGGUGAAACAUGCUGGGAAAACCGCUCAUAACCUAAAGAGCAUGUUCAGCAAGAAGGGCCUUGACAAGAGCAAAGAAGAACACCGCAGUGAUGAGGAAUGCGACGAGGAAGGCGACGUUGUUGCUGCUAGAAGAGUGUAGAAUAUGCAAGGCUUAGUUCUAUUCCUUUGGGGUUGUAGUAUACAUAUAGUAUGUACUGAUGAAGUGUUGCACAAGAGGCGCUUGGGCCAUGGGUCUCAUCGGCUAAAUAGAGUAUUACAUACCACAUUUGACACCCUCUCACAAACCUAGACUUAGGUGAAGCUUUUGAUCAUGAAUA
Molecule: messenger RNA, 7911 nt
Organism: Zea mays
Lineage: Eukaryota; Viridiplantae; Streptophyta; Magnoliopsida; Poales; Poaceae
Product: C2 domain-containing protein At1g53590
Exons: 12
Coding region: 5880-7733 (617 amino acids)
Molecular function (GO): lipid binding
Source: RefSeq, a predicted model, not a curated record